This is a messenger RNA of Aspergillus pseudoviridinutans, 1905 nucleotides long. RefSeq names its product putative bifunctional fatty acid transporter/acyl-CoA synthetase (FAT1). The record is from RefSeq and is a predicted model, not a curated record. Bases 1 to 1905 code for a protein of 634 amino acids. The transcript has 5 exons. Gene Ontology annotation, molecular function: long-chain fatty acid transmembrane transporter activity; long-chain fatty acid-CoA ligase activity. NCBI's taxonomy places the organism in Eukaryota, Fungi, Ascomycota, Eurotiomycetes, Eurotiales, Aspergillaceae.
AUGGAUCUCUUCUCCGAGAUAUCAGCCCCUUCGCUGGCGGUCGCCUCGGCCCUGACCGUCGCAGCAGGGGCGUAUCUGAAUGCAAAACUCGCCAUUUCCACCGAUUUGACGACUAUCCGCAAUGAUCGAGACUGGACGAAACGGCUGGGUCAGCGCAUUGCUGAGCUUGGCGAUACAGCGACCCUGUACAAGAUGCUGGAGCGAGUCGUGGAGGUUCAAGGAUGUGGCGCCAACGAGGCACUUUGGUUUGAGAACAAGACAUGGACGUAUAGCCAGUUGAAGGAUCUUGUCGACCGCUUCGCAGCUUUGUUGCACUCCAGAGAUAUCAAGGCAGGCGACUUUGUCGCCGUAUUCAACACAAAUUCGCCUGAGAUGGUGGUAACUAUCUACGCUCUGGCGAAACUGGGUGUUGUGGCUGCUUUGAUCAAUAACAACCUGCGUGAUGACACAUUCAGCCACUGUCUCAGUGUCUCCGGCUCAAAAUUCAUCAUUUCCACACCAGACCUGUCGCAAUUUGUAUGCUCAGACAUGCCUCAUAUUGCGCUGAACAUUGGAUCAUUCGACGGCAUCUCCGUCGGCGCGACUGAGCUGGUUGCCGCAGCUGACCUGCAACAAUACUCUCCCACCGGCUUGAUCCCGGCCAAGCGAUCUGUCCGUGAUCUGUGUGUACUCAUCUAUACAUCCGGCACAACAGGAAACCCCAAAGCUUGUGCCAUUCGCAACAUGAUGAACAUGACGACGUCGAAUCCUCUGACCACGGAUAUCAGAAACCCUUCCAGAUACUACCCACUGCGCACCUAUUCCUCUCUUCCUCUCUUCCAUGGUACCGCCUACUUUACGGGUAUAUGCUACUCGGUCGGCAAUGCAGGCACCCUGUGUUUGCGACGCAAGUUCUCCGCCUCCCAAUUCUGGAAAGAUGUUCAUGACUCUAGAGCUACCCGUAUUCUGUAUAUCGGUGAACUCUGUCGAUACCUGCUAGCCACACCUCCAUCUCCAUAUGACAAGGACCACGUCUGCAUUGUCGCGGCGGGCAACGGAUUGCGGGGGGAGAUCUGGGAGCGGUUCCGGCAAAGAUUCAACGUCCCCGAGAUCCGCGAAUUCUAUCGAUCCACUGAAGGCGUGGCCAAGUUCGACAAUUAUGGCGUGGGUGCAUGGGGAGCGGGCAAAGUAGGUUUCUCGGGGCCCAUCCGACGAUUCUUGGAAGAGGAUGUCUUCAUCGUCAAGUACGACCCGGAGACCGAGAUGCCGUAUCGGGACCCGAAGACCGGGUUCUGUGUCAAGGCCAAGCUGGGCGAGGAGGGAGAGGCCAUUGGUCGAGUCAGGGACCGGGGCAUGCUGACCGAAUACCUGCGCAACGAGGAAGCCACCGAGAAGAAGCUCCUGCGGGACGUCUUCGUCAAGGGCGAUCUGUAUCAACGCACCGGCGACCUUCUCGUCCAGGACCACUCGGGCUGGGUCAGAUUUCAGGACCGCGUGGGAGACACGUUUCGCUGGAAGGGCGAGAAUGUGAGCGCUGGGGAAAUCAGGGACCACAUCUGUCGUAUACCAGGUGUCCAAGACGCCGUUGUUUACGGCGUGAAACUGAGCGGAUACGACGGUCAAGCCGGUGCUGCUGGUAUUACACUCGAAGAUCCCGCAGCAGAGGCCGACUUCAUGGCGAACCUGCACCGGGCGCUGAAAAAGAAAGGCGUACCGUCGUAUGCCAUCCCGAGGCUUGUUCGGCUGACCGAGAAGGUAGCAACUGGCGUGACAUUCAAGCAGGCAAAGGGCGAACUGGCCAAAAAGGGCUGGGACCCCCGUGCCCAGACCAAGGGCGACAAGCUGUACUGGCUGAACGGCCCCACAUACCAGAAGCUAGACGAGCAGAGUUGGGCUUCAAUAGAGAGCGGACGGGCCAAAUUGUAA